AUGCUAGCCCCCGUGCGAACACGACCAACCUCCACGCUCUCCAAGCCCGGAUAUGAGAAAAUAGUAAAAACAUGCGAAGUCGCCCGUGAACGGUAUAAGCUUGAUUGGGUAUGGAUCGACACGUGCUGCAUCGACAAGACGAGCAGUUCGGAGCUCAGCGAGGCCAUAAACUCCAUGUUCAAGUGGUACCGAUCUGCGACUGUGUGUCUGGUUUACCUCGCGGAUGUGAACGUGUUUGAGCGCGAGUUUGUCAAGUCGCGGUGGUUUCGCCGGGGAUGGACACUGCAGGAGCUUAUUGCGCCGCGGGAUGUGGUAUUUUUUGACUGCGGGUGGGUGCAGGGCGGGACGAAGAAGUCCAUGGCGGGUAGGAUUGCGGCUACGACGGGCAUCUCGACGAGCGUGCUCACAGGAGCGAGGUUCCUCAGUACUGUCCCCGUGGCGGCGCGUAUGUCCUGGGCUGCACUGCGGGAAACGACAAAAGAAGAAGACCUCGCAUACUGUCUGCUGGGUAUCUUCAGCGUAAAUAUGCCCAUGCUAUACGGCGAAGGCGCAAAAGCCUUCAUCCGCCUGCAAGAAGAGAUCAUGCGCAACUCGGCCGACCUCUCGAUUUUCCUCUGGGAGGACUCUGCGAUGACUCAGAAAUACACAGGCCUGCUAUCCCGCUCCCCCACGGCCUUUUACCGGAUGGGCAAAGUGGCUGUCGAACCAACCUUCUCCCAGCGCGAGUUCCUCGUCACAAACCGCGGCAUCCGCCUCAAACUCGGUCUGCACGUGAACGCGGUGCCAUCGUCAGGCCUCGCUGUUCUGCCCCUAGGCCACGUCGUAAACCCCUCCAAAGGCUCGCUUGGUAUCUACCUCCGGCGGGCGGGCCUCGAUCUCUUCGUGCGCACGCGGCCCAAGGAGUGUUUCGAAGGCGAUAUCAACCGCAUGUUCACCAAGUUCCAAGUCGUCAAGUCGCUGCACUACCACCAGUCUGUGGCGAUGUGGGACAACAGAUUGGUCAUCUCGAACCCGCUUUCCCUCCCUGUGUCCAGUGUCGAACCGCCCGGAUGCUGGGACCCGAAGCACGGGAUCGUGUACUCUGGGUUCAGCGGCGCGUUUCUGGGAUACAUUGAGUUUGAGCUGAGCGCACACGAUAAGUUUGCUGUCGUGUUUUGCCACAGGGAUCACGUGUGGUCCUGCGAUGUGGUGCAGGGGCAGAAGUGGGCGCAGGUUCAGAAGAACUUCCAGAGUCACUAUAUGGCGAGGUAUGAUAGGCUUAUAUACGCUCAAGGUCUGCUUUUUUGGUGGCAGGACCGUCGAGGUUCGCAAGGCGUCUGA
Messenger RNA from Dothidotthia symphoricarpi CBS 119687, 1320 nucleotides. RefSeq lists its product as uncharacterized. The coding region runs from base 1 to 1320 and encodes 439 amino acids. The transcript is spliced from 2 exons. The record is from RefSeq and is a predicted model, not a curated record. Lineage: Eukaryota; Fungi; Ascomycota; Dothideomycetes; Pleosporales; Dothidotthiaceae.